Molecule: messenger RNA, 2058 nt
Organism: Carcharodon carcharias (great white shark)
Lineage: Eukaryota; Metazoa; Chordata; Chondrichthyes; Lamniformes; Lamnidae
Product: zinc finger protein 239-like
Exons: 2
Coding region: 566-1408 (280 amino acids)
Biological process (GO): regulation of transcription by RNA polymerase II
Molecular function (GO): DNA-binding transcription factor activity, RNA polymerase II-specific; RNA polymerase II cis-regulatory region sequence-specific DNA binding
Source: RefSeq, a predicted model, not a curated record
UGGCUCGAGGAGGUGGAGGGGUAGGGGGAACAAUGGGUGGGGGCGGGGCUCCCGUGUCCGCGCGCCUGGCCUGCAGGCUGGGACCCGAGGACGUCACCGCGGAGCAGGAUGAUGCCUAUUGGCUGAUUCAGGCAGGGUUCCAUUGUGAACGUCACAAUGCGGAAGUUGGACAUUGAGCUUCAGACUAAAACUUCCUCCUGUGUCCAACAUCUGAUAUUAGAAGAGAGGACUUGCAGACAGAAAUCUCAAACCAAACAUCACAUCAAGAUCUGAUCCAGCAACUCAUUUCUCUGAAGUCUGAAUAUCACCUGCAUUUGAAUCCAGGAGGAGAAAUGUUUGUCUGCUCUGUCUGCCUCAAUAGUUUCAAACAUCAGUGCGACUGGAAAAGCACCAAGACACACACACCCUAGUGAGAAUGUUCCAAUACACUGACUGUGGAAAGAGCUUUAACCAGUUGCACCACCUGUUUAUACUACUCACAGUGGGGAGAGACCGUAUGCAUGUUCAGUGUGGAUGAAGCUUCAACUGACCCUCGAAACUGGAGAGCCACAAGCACACCCGCACCAUGGAGAAACCGUGGAAAUGUGGGGACUGUGGGAAGGGUUUCAAAGCGCCAUCUGAGCUGGAGAUUCAUCGACGCAGUCACACCGGGGAAAGGCCAUUCAAUUGCUCCGUGUGUGGGAAGGGAUUCAGUCAUUUAUUCGCCUUGCAAAGACACCAAGGAGUUCAUACUGGGGAGAGGCCAUUCAGCUGCUCUGACUGUGGGAAAGGAUUCAGUCAUUCAUCUGCCCUGCUGAGACACCAGCGAGUUCAUGCUGGGGAGAGGCCGUUCACCUGCACGAAGUGUGGGAAGGGAUUCACUCAGUCAUCCCACCUGCAGACACACCAGCGAAUUCACACUGGGGAGAGGCCUUUUACCUGCUCUGAGUGUGGGAAGGGAUUCAGUGAUUCAUCCACACUGCGGACACACCAGCGAGUUCACACUGGGGAGAGGCCAUUCAUCUGCUCGGAGUGUGGGAAGGGAUUCACUAUGUCAAGCUACUUGCUGAGACACCAGCGAGUUCACACUGGGGAGAGGCCAUUUGCCUGCUCUGUGUGUGGGAAAGGAUUCACUCUGUUAUCCAACCUGCAGGCACACCAACGAGUUCACACUGGGGAGAGGCCGUUUAUCUGCCCGGUGUGUGGGAAAGGAUUCACUCAGAUAUUCAACCUGCAGACACACCAGCGAGUUCACACUGGUGAGAGACCAUUCAACUGCUCUGAGUGUGGGAAGGGAUUCAGUGAUUCAUCCAACCUGCGGAGACACCAACGAGUUCACACCGGGAGAAGGCCAUUCACCUGCUCCAUAUGUGGGAAAGGAUUCACUCUGUUAUUCAACCUGCAGAAGCACCAGCGAGUUCACAAGUGAUUGCAGGAGUUGGUUUCUGCUGUUAUUGCUGCUGUUAAUCACAUCCAGGACUGAACUAUGUUCAUUCUGGCAGGUGGUGAAGUGGGAGAGUCGGAGGGUUUCUUUCUGCUGGACUGGCCAGUCUCACGACUUUGCUUCCAGUGGGCUGAUGCUCUUUGAGCCUGGGAGUGCACAUUUCCACUGAAAUGAUCCACAAAAGCUGAUGAAGGACAUUUAUUUUAUCCUGUAUAGUAAAUAGUGUUUUUCCUACCACUACAGGUAGCUCUAAAAUAAACACAUUUGUCUCUGUUCCUUUGAGUAUACAUCACAGGGCCAGGCUAGUUGGCUCAAUUGUCAGUAUAUAUGCUCCACAUGAGCCUCCACCCACCUCUCCUCAUCUACCCUCAUCAGCAUAUUCUUCUAUUCCUUUCUCCCUAAUGUAUGUCUCAAUAUAUCAAUUGUGGUAGGGAAGGGGCAAGCUGGGUUGAUGGUGGAGUGAGCCCCAGGGUCCAGUGCCCCUGUGUCCAGGUUACAGAGGAGCCAAAGAGAAACCAAUUGGGCCCAGAACAUUGUGCACAUCCUUUUACUCUGGUUGUCUUUGAUCCUCAAGUAAUUUUCUGCUUUUUUUAACCAUGUUUAAUUUCAUUAAUAAACUUUUAUCAGUAAAAUUA